AUGGCGAAAUUCCAGUACAACAUCUACGGUCGUGGUCGACCCCUGCGAUGGGCCAUCACAUUCGCCUGCCAACUCGCCUUCGUCCUCUUCGGCUAUGAUCAAGGCGUCUUUUCAGGCAUUGUAGGUAAUCAGCAUUUCCGGGAGACCUUCGGCAACCCUGACGACAGUCUCACUGGUAUCAUUGUUUCCAUAUACAACCUAGGAUGUUUCAGUGGAUGUAUUCUGAACUUCUUCAUCGGCGACUAUCUUGGUCGGAGAUUGGCAAUGUGGUUCGCAAUGUGUUGGAUCAUCGUGGGAGCUGUUCUGCAGACAUCCGCUUUCUCUGUUCCCCAUAUCCUUGUUGCGCGGUACAUCACAGGAAUUGGCACUGGCAUCGAGACAUCCACAGUGCCCAUGUAUCAGGCCGAACUCGCGGAAGCCCAUCGUCGCGGCCGAUUGGUGUGCUCAGAGCCACUCUUUGUCGGAAUCGGCAUCGUCAUAUCCUACUUCUUCGACUAUGGCAUGUCAUACGUCAAUGCGCCCCCUGGUAUCGCCUGGCGUCUACCGAUCGCCUGCCAAAUCAUCUUCGCUUUCAUCGUCGUUGGUAUGGUCUUCGGUCUCCCGGAGAGCCCGCGUUACUGCUAUCAAAAGGGUCGCCACGAAGAGGCCAUCAAGAUCCUCUGUGACGUCUAUGACGGCACGCCCGAAACUCCCAAGAUUGCGCGCGAGCAGCAAGAGAUCAUGGAGGCUCUUGAGGUUGAGCGAGAAUUUGGCGAGUACAAGUGGCGUAACAUUCUCACCAAGGACAAGGUCCAGACUGGUAGACGUGUCUUGCUUGCAUACGGAAUGCAAUUCAUGAAUCAGAUGGGCGGGAUCAACCUUGUCGUCUACUUCGUCCCCACCGCCCUCCAAGAGAACGUCGGCCUCUCACACAACACGGCACUUCUCAUCGGCGGCGGCGUUCAGUGCAUGUUUGUCCUCGGCUCGCUGUACCCGACCUUCUUCAUUGAUCGAUCCGGCCGUCGACCGCCGAUGAUAUGGGGGUCCAUUGGCCUCGGUAUCAGCAUGAUGAUGAUCUCAGUCCUUCUAUCAUUGAACAAGCAGGCCGCAAGCUCAGCUUCCAUCGCCUUUUUCUUCACCUACAUGCUAAUUUUUGGCGCUUCCGUCAAUUGCGUCCCCUGGUGCUACGUUCCCGAGAUCCUCCCCCUCCACGCCCGCGCCAAAGGCACCGCCGUCGGGAUCUCCUCCAAUUGGCUAUGGAACUUUUUCGUCGUCAUGAUCACCCCCGUCAUCAUCAACCGCCUUCAAUGGAAAGCCUACCUGAUCUUCAUGUGCCUCAAUUUCGCAUUCGUCCCGCUCGUGUACUUCUGCUACCCGGAGACGGCGAAUUUGACGCUCGAGGAGAUCGAUUUCAUCUUUGCGGAUCAUAGUAAGAGUACAGUCAAGGUCAGUAAGGAGUUGUGUAAGGAGAGGAUGAAGUAUGGGGGUGCGAGGAAGGGGAGUUUUGUGGAGCAGUUCCAUAGUGAUGAGAGGGAGAGAAGGAGGAGCAAACGUGGUGAUAGUGAGGGAACGGCGGUCGCGGAGCAUGAGGAAGAGAAGAACGUUUAA
Messenger RNA from Cyphellophora attinorum, 1587 nucleotides. RefSeq names its product Sugar transporter STL1. Bases 1 to 1587 code for a protein of 528 amino acids. The record is from RefSeq and is a predicted model, not a curated record. Gene Ontology annotation, molecular function: carbohydrate:proton symporter activity. Gene Ontology annotation, cellular component: membrane. Lineage: Eukaryota; Fungi; Ascomycota; Eurotiomycetes; Chaetothyriales; Cyphellophoraceae. Gene Ontology annotation, biological process: transmembrane transport; carbohydrate transport. The transcript is spliced from 6 exons.